UUGAGCGGGUUCUGAUUGCGCAUUGGAGCGAAUCUUGCAAUCGCGCACUUGAAAUGAAUAUUAUGAUCGCGCUAUCAGAAGCGGGUCUAAUAAUUACGCAAAUUUGAGCGGAUCCCGAUUACGCAUUUGGAAGCGAAUAUGGCGGUCGCGCAUUUAGCAGCGGAUCAAAAGCAUCGCGCAUUUACUAAUGAUAGUACAACGAAUCCUAAAUAAAACUAAGUAUUUAACCUAUUCACGAAUCACACAUUUAAAUGCAUUACUAUAAUGUUGAAUUCACAAAAAAGUAGAAAUCAAAUCAGAACAAGUUUGUUAAGUAACAUACCUAAUUUGAAUUUUGCAUUAAUGCAUAUCGUUACAGUCAAACCAGUGCCGAGUAAAACGACUGCAAAACAAAAAGAAAUGGCGAACAAUGGAAAAUAUGUCCGACCGGUUGACGCAUCAGAAGAUGACGCCGCAAUCGGAAGUGACGAACGAAAUCAAGCCAACGAUGAAGUGAAAAACGACCAAUACGAUGCAAACAGUGAUAACAACAGCUCCCCAACCAGCGAAACAAGCGGCGCUAAUACUGAUGACGAAGAAGAGCAUAGCAACGCAUCAAGUAGCUCUUCUCCAAGCUCCCCUUCGCCACCGAUUACUCCUUCAGUCCGUGAAGAAGCCCCGACUCAAGCCGCAAGCCAAAAUGAAUUGGAACAAGUAAGCAACUCCGAACGAAUCGAGCGCAUGGAGAAGAUGAUCGCUGGAAUUAAUGACACCCUGAGUCGUUUCCAGCAAAGCUCUGGCCCAGUGAAGGAACCUACCUCGAUCGACAACCGUGAUAACAGUUGGAAUCUCGCCAAUGAAACCACUUCGUUCGGUGCCACCAGCGGAAGCUCCGCGAGUAUCCGCUGGGACCAUAUACAACCAUUCCCGGCGAGCGUCCCCGCGAAUAAAAUGUGGGAGACUUGGAACCGUUAUCUGGAAAAUUUUGAGAUAGCGGCGUCACUGAGCAACGUCAAUGACCCAGUUAAGCGAACACAAUUAUUGUUUCUGUCCAUGGGCAGCGAGUUGCAGGAGAUUAUCAAGGCUGCAAAGCUCCGCCCGAGUCUAACCAGCUCGGACUGUUAUAAGACCUUCAUAUGUAACAUUAAGAACUAUUUUCGAUCCAUGACGGACACCGCCGCUGAGCACGAGGCAUUUACAAGAAUGAGGCAGGAAAACGGCGAAGCUGCGGUUGCGUACCACGCGCGACUCAUGUGUAAAGUGCGCUCGUGCAAUUACUCCAUCGACGACGAGGACCGGUUUGUGCGCGCACAAUUACUGAAUGGGCUACGGAACAGGGAUUUGGUCAGACAAGCAAGGACCUAUGGAUACGAUACCAACUUUAUCGUACAGUCAGCUACUAGGGAUGAAGCAUUCGAAGCUGAAACGCGCCAGCAAGAAAGCCCGAGUGCAUUUGAGGUCAGUAGAGUAGAACGUUCUACUUUCAGUAAACGCAAACGUUCAAGCAGUGCGGACGGACCACGGGUCAGUCAAUAUCGGAGCGGACAGAACAGACCACCAGCUAAUCAACAACGAAGAGAACGAAACGGAAACCAAGGAUGGCGUCAACGCUGCAACCGAUGCUUUUUGUUCAAUCAUCGGAAUGGACAAUGCCCAGCAUUGAAUCGCAAUUGCAACAAAUGCGGCAAGCGCGGACAUUUCGUUGCGGCUUGUCGGCAAAGGCAAGUGAACUCCAUGCAGCAAGACCGAGGUGGAAAUGCGGGCUCCUCAUCUGAAGACAGACAUGACGAUGUUAAGCAGGAAGUCAACGCUCUUACUUUACAAGAUAUAAUGGUCGAGUGUUCUAUAGGAUCAUCUAGUCCAAUACGCUUCUUGAUAGAUUCCGGUGCAGAUGCCAAUAUAAUCGGUGGAAAGGAUUGGCAUCGGUUGAAUGAGGAGUUUAAAUCAGGUUUGGCAAAGCUCGAAAUGAUUGGAAGUACACAUAAUCUUCUUCACGCUUAUGGGAAUCAAAAACCAAUGACUAUCGCAUGUACGUUUAAAGCGAGCCUUUUUACAACAUCAAAGAGUGCUCCCGCCACGGCAAAAGCUACGAUAUUCCAUGUAGUACCCAGUGGCUCAAGAUCCCUGCUAGGGCGACAUACUGCAAGCGAUAUGGGUUUGCUGCAAGUCAACGUUAACCAGUGCGAGAUGACAGGAGAACAUGAUCUUUUCCCAAAAAUGCCAGGUGUUAAGGUGAAAUUCAGCGUUAACAAGGAUGUACCACCUACAAAAAACGCCUAUUACAACGUUCCUGCAGCGUACCGGUAAGAACAACUUUCAUUCAAACUAUGAUAUUGAGCAUAAUGAUAUAGUAGUCAAACAUUGCCCUAUGACAAUACUUACCCCUUUUACCUCAAGUUUAAUACAUACCAAACAGUCAAAACCAUUUAAAAACUAAUGUCAGAAUAUCUAUAUUAUUACUACGAAACACCUUGCUAUUGAAA
Armigeres subalbatus is the source of this 2462-nucleotide messenger RNA. RefSeq lists its product as uncharacterized. Bases 265 to 2286 code for a protein of 673 amino acids. Gene Ontology annotation, biological process: proteolysis. The transcript is spliced from 2 exons. The record is from RefSeq and is a predicted model, not a curated record. NCBI's taxonomy places the organism in Eukaryota, Metazoa, Arthropoda, Insecta, Diptera, Culicidae. Gene Ontology annotation, molecular function: nucleic acid binding; zinc ion binding; aspartic-type endopeptidase activity.